Molecule: messenger RNA, 801 nt
Organism: Cyphellophora attinorum
Lineage: Eukaryota; Fungi; Ascomycota; Eurotiomycetes; Chaetothyriales; Cyphellophoraceae
Exons: 1
Coding region: 1-801 (266 amino acids)
Source: RefSeq, a predicted model, not a curated record
AUGCGCCUAGCACCGGUCAGCGAAGCAUUACGCUUCAUACGGCCCCGACUUCUCGACGCACUCCUAGGAACCAAUCGCAACCUGGUCAUGCAAGCGUUCAGUCUCCCACCCCAAGUCUUCAUACUCUGCAUCACUAUCGCCGCUACGCUAUGGGACGCUCUGGUAAUCAUCGUGAGCAUUCUGAUCGGCGUCGACAUCUUUCGUGAUCUGCUUUUCCCAAACCCCGAGGUCCGCCAACGUGGGAUCGCUCCCUUCGGUCGCAUUCAGGUGGUUUGCGCCAGCAUCAGCGUCGCGUACUCGAUGUAUCGACUCUCGGGAUGGAGUGCACACCAAUCUGCACACAUUGCUCAGUGGAUCUUGGGAUUUGGCGACCAACCAGUAUCACCUGCGAUGGAGCUCGUAUUUGGCCAUGCUCCAGCAUGUGUCUGGUCAGUGAUUCAAAUCUUCCUGUGCUAUGUCGUGAUUCGUCCAGGACUUGACGACGAGGGAAGAAUAGAAUGGUUGGAUCAUACACUCGACCUUGCGCAGCGGCAAGUGGCAGUACACCCGAUGUACGCUGUCGCCAAGCACAAAAAUGAGGUACGUACUUUCAGCAACGUCCCUGCUGCCGAAUUCUGGGCUAACGCAGGAAACGAAACGUGCCCGAUCUGCUUGGCGGACUUUGAAGAGGGCGAUAGAUUCUGGACGCUGCCCUGCAAUCACUACCUUCAUGAAUCUUGCGCCGAGGAAUGGUGGAAGCAGAGGCUUACUUGCGUUAAGUGCACAAGGACAUUGGAGUGGCGCUUAGCGAUCAAGGAGUAA